This is a messenger RNA of Macroventuria anomochaeta, 3181 nucleotides long. Its product is annotated as glutathione degradosome. The transcript is spliced from 5 exons. The record is from RefSeq and is a predicted model, not a curated record. Gene Ontology annotation, molecular function: peptidase activity; protein binding. Gene Ontology annotation, biological process: proteolysis; glutathione catabolic process. The coding region runs from base 145 to 2871 and encodes 908 amino acids. NCBI's taxonomy places the organism in Eukaryota, Fungi, Ascomycota, Dothideomycetes, Pleosporales, Didymellaceae.
GCCAGCUGUUGGCGGUACUUAGUGCGGUGGGGUGCCCAUGCGACUAGACCCUGGGGAACUCCGUCAUCGCAGCUUGAAGUCCCACCGCUGCAUGAGUCCGCACAAAAUGCACCACCACCGCAUUCGGUUGAGGCCUGGCUGACAAUGCCCAUGACAGGACCGCUGAGCCAUGAGAGACGCACGUCAAACACAAAUGGCGUCGUGGAGGGCGUCCCUAGCGAAAACCUCACUCCGGCGCUGUCACAUCGCAUGAAGCACGACAAGUCGAUACUUGCGCUUGCUGUGUCUUCGCAGUACAUAUUUGCCGGUACACAGGGAGGGGAAAUACUCGUCUACAGCCUCGACACGUACGAGCGCCGGCGAGUGAUCCAGGCGCACAAAGGCAGCGUACUCGGCCUGUGCCUGUCGCAAGACCAGCAGCUGCUCUUCUCGAGUGCUACAGACCCCAUUGUCAAUGUAUGGUGCACCUCUAGCUUCCGCCAUCUCUACGCCCUCUGGUCGCCCUACGACAUCGGCGACAUCUUCUGCGUCGCGUACUCAUCCUUCCACCGCACUGUCUACCUCGGCGCCCAGAACACGAGCAUACAAUGGUACGACCUGAAGGAGAAGGACGCGCGCCCACGACCCGCACACGCCUCGCACCCCUCCCAGCGCAAGAACAGGUUCUUUGACUCCCUCGGCCCAGGAGGCGCGCAGACACCGAAACCUUUCGGCGCGGAUGCCAAACCACGAGAUGCUGUGGGAGGACAGGAGCUGCAGAUCGACAGCCAGGACAUCUAUCAGUUCGCCCAUUUUGGCUAUGUACACUGUAUGCUCCUGGGCAAGGGCAUAUUGCCAGAAGCACCGUCGGAGGAAGUGCUGGUAUCUGGAGGAGGUGAUGGUCGCAUCCUGCUAUGGCGGAUCGAUCCAACAAGGAGAGGGCUCAUCUCCAACAUCUGUGCGCUAGAGGACGGCAGGGAGGAAGGCGAGUCGAUCUUGUCUUUGGCACGUGAGCGCUCCUUCCUCUACAGUGGACGUUUUGACGGCGAGGUCAACGUGUGGGACCUGGAGACGCGCCAGCUGGUCAGGAGUCUGAAGGCCAAUACUGGAGAUGUUCACACCUUGACACUGGGUGCUGGCGUACUCUUCGCUGGAGGCAAGUCUGGUGUGGUGCAUAAAUUCAACGAGCACUACGAGACGAUGUCGACCUUCAAAGCGCACAACGGACUGAUCCUUGCAUCUGCAUACACAACGUACAACGAUAAACCGACUCUGGUGACUGGUGGUAAUGACAACACGAUCGUCAUCUGGGAAGUGCGAGACGGCGCAGAGCCCACAGCGACUGCGAGAAGAAGCAAUAAUGAUCUCAUGGUUGAGUCUCUCAGCCAAUUUGUCAAUUUCCGAACAGUCUCGUCACUACCCAAGUACCGUGCGGAUUGCCGCAGGGGUGCAUCUUACUUGCGCUCGGUAUUCCAGAAUUUCGGUGCGGUCACCGAGAUGAUCAACACUAGCGAGCCAUACAACCCUAUCGUAUUCGCGAAGUUCAGAGGAAACCCUGCGACAGCGGCGUCGCGUAAGAAAAUCCUAUUCUACGGCCAUUAUGAUGUCAUACCCGCAGAGAACGAGCACGGAAAGUGGAAACACGAUCCAUUCGCGCUUACUGGCGAAGGUGGCUAUCUGUAUGGUCGUGGUGUCUCUGACAACAAGGGACCCAUCAUGGCCGCCAUAUAUGCCGCACACGAGCUUGCGAACGAACAGAGCCUGGAUGCUGACAUCAUCUUCCUCAUCGAAGGCGAGGAAGAGAGUGGCUCUCGCGGGUUCGAGAAGGCUGUACAAGCGAAGAAAGAUCUGAUUGGCGAUGUCGAUUGGAUCUUGCUGGCGAACAGUUACUGGCUCGACGAUCACGUACCCUGCAUCACCUACGGCCUGCGAGGAGUCAUCCACGCCACAGUCCAGGUCGAGAGUGAGCAUCCAGAUCUGCACAGUGGUGUCGAUGGCAGUGCACUGCUCGACGAGCCGCUCAAGGACAUUGUUAUGCUGUUGUCCAAACUGACUGGACGACACGGCAAGGUCCAGAUCCCUGGUUUCUACGACCCCAUCUUACCUCUUGCGGAGGGCGAGAAGGAGCUAUAUACCGAAAUCACACAGACCCUCCUCCGCAACAACCCCGACCUUGGCGAUCCAGAGGAACUCGCGCAGUCGUUGAUGCGCAGAUGGCGCGAGGCUUCCCUCACGAUUCAUCGUUUCCAGACCUCCGGCCCCGAGAACUCCACCAUCAUCCCGCGCCUAGCCAAAGCAGCUCUCUCUGUCCGUCUCGUGCCUAAUCAGGAAGCUUCAGAUGUAGCAGCAGCUUUGCAAUCUUUCCUCGCUGACGAGUUCGAAGGCUUGGACAGCAAAAACAAGCUGUCGGUCACAAUCGACCACCAAGCUGAGCCCUGGCUAGGCGACUACACAAACGAGAUCUUCCAAACCCUCGAACAAGCCAUCAGUGAUGUCUGGGCACCGACACUCACAACUCGUCGUCCUUCUGCCGCUAAUGCUCUUACGCAACAAACAUCGCCACUUACACCACUCAGUCCCACCAAACCCUCUCCAGCUACAUCCAACACCCUCGCUAACAGCUCUGACCCCGAGUUCCCGCAGUCACGGCCAGCAUCUUCCCACCAAGUACAAGAGGGGCCAGUCAAAGUGAAGCCCCUCUUCAUUCGAGAAGGUGGCAGUAUCCCAUCUAUCCGCUUCCUCGAAAAGGAGUUCGGUGCACCUGCAGCUCAUCUGCCUUGUGGCCAGGCGAGCGAUAGCGCGCAUUUGGACAAUGAGAGGUUGAGAUUGGUGAACUUGUUCAACAGUAAGAAGAUCUUCAAACGGGUCUUUUGGGAACUACCUAGGAAAUGAGCAAAUGAACUACGGCACUACACGCGAGAUGAUCAUGGAAGCGUGUGUUGAAGUAGUGGAAUAGACGUUUCGGUGCGGCUGGGUAGGAAAUGCAAACUAGUAUAAACAAUGAUGCAUUGAACGAACAGCAGACCGGUGCUAUUGAUGGUCUAUCUGGGUGAACAGAUGCCAUGCCCUUCAUCUCUCGGCAAGAUUGAUGACGGCACGAGAUUUGUGGUCAAGUUUAGAAAGACUGAAUGUACGCUGCUCUUGACAGAAUGGUCGCGGUUCGUUCGGCGAAGCGAGCGUAGCGAGCGGACCUUCUCUCAUA